GUCAGAGUGGAACAAAGGUGAAAAAAUGUGUUUUGCAAUAAUAAUCCAAAGCAACGAACAGACGAGACACACACAUUUACUGUAAAUACAGAACAAUACCAGAACAAAACGGAUCCAAAGAGAUUUCCUUUUAAGGUUACUGGAACUUUAUAGUCGAUUCCAAUGGAACAUGCCAAGAAAUCCCUUAAUGUGUUUGCAACCUCUCUUUCAAAAUGCAUAUCAGCCUGCGGUUCUAUGACUCAGCAGCUCUUGCCAAGUUGGCCUCAGCACUCCAGACCCUUCCGGGUCAUUAACUCUGACCGCUCCAUUAAGAAAGGCAUCAUGGCCAAUGACCUGAGAAACCUACAGAGCAAGGUGAUGGAUAUAUUCCACAUGCACUGCAUCAGGUCUUUAGUGUUGGAUGAAGAUGGAACUGGAGUGGAUACAGAGGACUUUUUUCAAACCUUAAAAGAUAACACUGUCCUAAUGGUUUUAGGGGAAGGACAGAAGUGGGCUCCACAGCAGAAACACCUUCUGGGUCAGAAGAAAGUAGAAAGGAAACAUAUAACCAAGAGAGAUCCUGGAUGUAGCUGGAAAAAAACAAGGAAAGACGUUGCCAAACUGACUUUUGAUCUUUACAAAAAUCACCCAAAGGAUUUUAUUGGCUGCCUAAAUGUGCAGGCAACAUUGUAUGGCAUGUACUCUGUGUCAUAUGAUUUGCAGUGCUAUAAAGCAAAAAGAAUGCUAAGGGAAGCCCUAAAAUGGACUCUCUUCACUAUGCAGACUACUGGCCAUGUUUUAGUAGGAACUUCGUGUUAUAUUCAGCAUCUUAUUGAUGAGGAUGAGAAAACGGAGGCACAACUGAUAUCGCCUGCAUGCAUCAUCAAGCAGUUACAACAUUAAACAAUGGUGUUUCAUGGCUAGGGCAAACUAACCAGAGUGCAUUGCUUGUUGAUUAAAUGCUUCUUUAAAUGUAUAUUUGUGAUUCACACAAAAUUGUAAACCCAAAUCUUACAUGUGAGCAGUUACACCACUCUUGAAUUAUAAAUUUCAUGAAUAUAUCUGGGGAUCGUGGGAAUGUUGGGGGGGUUAAAUGUGGUUUGCCAUAGCAAGGACAAUCAGCUGUCCUUCCUAUCGCCCUUAAGCAUCUUACAUGAUGGAUACUGAAGAUUAUCUGCAGUCCUCAUGCAGUCAGAGUCAGUAUAGGUCUCUGGUUUAGGGUUUUUAAAAAUACUAUCAACCCUUUCCAAUAAACAUCUGUAAAGCUUAUUUUAAUUUUACUAAAUUAUCUUUAAAAUACAUUAUCCUGAAAAAGGGACAACUCUUUCUUUCCUUUUGAUUACAUAUUACAUAUAUGGACCACAAAACCGGUGGUCCAUAUAUGAUAUUUGGCUGAGAUACGACUGUUUGAAAAUCUGGAAUCGGAGGGUGCAAAAAAAUCUAAAUAGUCAAGUUCAAGUUCAAGUUCAAGUCUGCUUUAUUGUCAAUUUCCACAUGUACAGUACAUACAUACAGAGAAUCGAAAUUGCGUUACUCUCAGACCCCGGUGCAUACAGAUUACAUUAACAUUAAAGCCUAAAAAAAAAAUGAGAUCAAAUAUAAAAUGUAGAUACAACUAUACAAUAAGGGAAUGAUAAAAAAGACAUAUAAUACAAUUAAAAAUAAAGUUAAAAAUAAAGUUCAAUAAAGCAGCGCAAGGUAAAUUACAGAUAUAGUGCAAAUCAAUGAAGUGAACAACAGUGCAGUUAAAAGAUUUUUUAGUGCAAAAAAUCACUUAUUAAGAAUGAGUCUUAUUAAGUCUGAUUAAAGUGACAAGUGACAAGUGACCAAGAGCAGUUAUUUAACUGACUGAUGAGGUAGUGGAAUGACAUCAGUUCCAUGCCGAAUGAGGUAGUGAGCGGUGAGUGAGCAGACCAAUGCUGCACAAGUGACUAGUGCAUGCCAUCA
Molecule: messenger RNA, 1926 nt
Organism: Carassius gibelio (silver crucian carp)
Lineage: Eukaryota; Metazoa; Chordata; Actinopteri; Cypriniformes; Cyprinidae
Gene: cidec
Product: cell death inducing DFFA like effector c
Exons: 7
Coding region: 163-882 (239 amino acids)
Biological process (GO): regulation of apoptotic process; apoptotic process
Source: RefSeq, a predicted model, not a curated record